AUGUCUGACGAGAUAUCCAUAUCUUUUCCUUCUGUUCCUACGACGAUAGUUGGAGAAAGCAAUAUGCAGCAGCAGCACGACUCUAGACCAGCUCUUGAAGCCCAACCCCAUGAUCCUAGUCCUGAGGAAUCGCGAAUCAAGCCGCAUUUCAUCUUCAUUGAGCCCAAGUGGAGCCAUGAGACCCGCGAGACCCUCAUCAAAGCAUGGAACAGAGCGAUUGCGCGCUAUUACCCCAACCGCGAGGCCGUUUCCCCGUUUACGGUUAUCGAAGGCAGGUUGGGUAACAUUGAGCCUGCUCAGAUACAAUGCGACUGCAUGGUGUCGCCAGCUAAUAGCUAUGGCAUUAUGGAUGGCGGGUACGACUAUGUACUUUCAGAUGUCUUUAGGCAGCCGAAAACGCGUGACUUUUGGCAUAUUAGCAACCACGUCCAAUCCUACUUGCAGACGCAAUACCGAGGCUACUUGCCUCCGGGCUCCUGUAUCAUUGUGCCUCUCCCCGAAGACGUAUCGGGACCGACACGCUUCGUGCUCGACCCAGAGGGACGCGACCAAGAUGCAGAUGGGAAUCCAGGGAUCAACUAUGGCAACCCGUGGGGUGCAACCUCUAUGGCGGUCCUGCCUACCAUGAGAGAACCCGCUAACGUUGAAUGGCAUCAGGAUCUCGUCUACAACUGUAUGUGGACGCUGCAAGUGGAGAUUGACAAGUGGAACGCCGCUCUCGACGACGGCGACCAGAAAGUGAUCAGGAAGGUGCUCAUGACGGGCUUGGCUACGGGAUGUGGACAGGUGCCUGCCGAAAAGUGUGCAAGUCAGAUGGUUCUCUCUGUCAAACAUUUCAACGAGCCUGUCCUUGUGCAACCCAGAUGGAGCGAUGUCGGGGAGCGAGGUCAGCUCAUCGAGGAUACUAUCGUCGGUGAGGGGAACCCUAGGACGCGUUAUGGGUAA
Molecule: messenger RNA, 945 nt
Organism: Serendipita indica DSM 11827
Lineage: Eukaryota; Fungi; Basidiomycota; Agaricomycetes; Sebacinales; Serendipitaceae
Source: the annotation of a GenBank genome assembly